GAACAAUGCGCAGGUAAAAAACACCAACAAACGAUAAACCCUGCAAACAUGAUCUCCGGCAUCCUCAUCUUCAACCAGAAAGGCGAAAACCUCAUCUUCCGCGCUUUCCGUAACGACUGCCGCCCCCGCCUUGCAGACAUAUUCCGCAUCCAAGUCAUCUCCAAUCCACAAGUGCGCUCGCCGAUUCUAACGCUCGGCUCAACGACGUUCAGCCAUGUGAAACACGAGAAUAUAUAUCUGGUCGUGGUUACCAAGAGCAAUGCCAAUGCGGCGCUCGUGUUUGAGUUUUUGUAUCGGUUUAUUGUGCUGGGAAGGGGUUAUUUUGGGAAGUUUGAUGAGGAGGCGGUUAAGAAUAAUUUUGUGUUGGUUUAUGAGUUAUUAGAUGAAAUUAUCGACUUCGGAUACCCCCAAAACACAGAAACCGACACGUUGAAAAUGUACAUCACAACCGAAGGCGUGAAAUCCGCCAUUGCAAACUCGGCCCAAGACUCGAGCAAAAUCACAAUGCAAGCGACGGGCGCUCUCUCCUGGCGACGCGCAGAUAUCAAAUAUCGCAAAAAUGAGGCCUUUGUGGACGUAAUCGAGGACGUCAACCUACUCAUGUCCGCGACGGGAACGGUCCUGCGAGCCGACGUUCACGGACAAAUUAUAAUGAGGGCAUAUCUUUCCGGUACACCGGAAUGCAAAUUCGGACUCAACGAUCGAUUACUCCUGGACGGGGACGACUCGAGUUCCGCGGGGAACCGAAAUGGUCGAACAAAGGCAACCCGUGCAGCUGCAGGAUCAGUAACGUUGGAAGAUUGCCAAUUCCAUCAAUGCGUAAAACUAGGACGAUUUGACGCCGAUCGCACAAUUUCUUUCGUACCGCCCGACGGCGAAUUCGAGCUCAUGCGGUAUCGAGCCACUGAAAAUAUCAAUCUACCAUUCAAAGUCCACCCGAUCGUACGCGAAAUCGGCACGACAAAAGUCGAGUACAGUGUCGCUAUAAAAGCCAACUACGGUGCAAAACUAUUUGCGAGUAACGUGGUGGUUCGAAUCCCGACACCGCUCAACACAGCCAAAAUCACCGAGCGCACGACCCAGGGAAAGGCGAAAUAUGAACCGGAACAUAACAAUAUUGUAUGGAAGAUUGCGCGGUUUACGGGACAGAGCGAGUAUGUGCUUACGGCGGAGGCGACGUUGACGAGUAUGACGCAUCAAAAGGCGUGGAGUCGGCCACCAUUGAGUCUGUCGUUUAAUCUUUUGAUGUUUACGAGUAGUGGGUUGUUGGUGAGGUAUCUGAAGGUGUUUGAGAAGGGGAAUUAUAGUAGUGUGAAGUGGGUACGGUAUAUGACUCGGGCUGGGAGUUAUGAAAUACGGUUUUGAUUCCCUGUCUAAAAGCUUGUCUCUUCUGUUUAGGAGCAUCAUGGCCCAUGAAUAGUAUUGUAUAUAUAUGUGGUUCGAAACAUACCCAUAUGUUUUUUCCCGAGAUCAUGAACCAGCUUGACUUUAGACGUUGAUAUCAAGUACCAAUCCAUAUCGUAGACUAACAACUAGUCAAUGCUCCGG
Molecule: messenger RNA, 1548 nt
Organism: Talaromyces stipitatus ATCC 10500
Lineage: Eukaryota; Fungi; Ascomycota; Eurotiomycetes; Eurotiales; Trichocomaceae
Product: AP-2 adaptor complex subunit mu, putative
Exons: 3
Coding region: 49-1365 (438 amino acids)
Biological process (GO): clathrin-dependent endocytosis; intracellular protein transport
Cellular component (GO): cytoplasmic vesicle; AP-2 adaptor complex
Molecular function (GO): clathrin-cargo adaptor activity
Source: RefSeq, a predicted model, not a curated record